Messenger RNA from Dromaius novaehollandiae (emu), 3217 nucleotides. RefSeq names its product interleukin 12 receptor subunit beta 1 (gene IL12RB1). NCBI's taxonomy places the organism in Eukaryota, Metazoa, Chordata, Aves, Casuariiformes, Dromaiidae. Gene Ontology annotation, molecular function: cytokine binding; cytokine receptor activity. The transcript is spliced from 15 exons. The record is from RefSeq and is a predicted model, not a curated record. Gene Ontology annotation, biological process: cytokine-mediated signaling pathway. Gene Ontology annotation, cellular component: signaling receptor complex; external side of plasma membrane. The coding region runs from base 903 to 2912 and encodes 669 amino acids.
UCCAGCCCAGCAAAGCCUGGCACGGCCUGGCACGGCACAGCAGAGCCUGGCAUGGUGCAGUCCAGCCCAGCAAAGCCUGGCACGGCCUGGCACGGCACAGCCUGGCAGCGCAGCCCAGCGCGGUGUUGCACUUUCUGGCCCGGCCCGGCCGGAGGGGCUGCACCCCGCGCUGGAGAACCCGCCGCCGGCCUGGCGCAGGGAUGCUGGCGCCCGCACCGCCCGGGGCCGCGGCGGGGGCGGACAAGGGGCCGCUUUCCGCGGGGACAAGGCGGCUCUGUGCGUGGUGCUCGGUGCCAGCCGGCUCCACCGCGCCGGGGUCGCCCGCGCCGCUCAUGUGCUGCCGCGGCUCACUGGGGCUUUUGUUCGCCGCGGCGGGCAGCGAUUCGCGCCGGGGCUCAGCGGCACAACAUGGCCCUGGCUCCGGGCACCGCCGCGGGCACCGCCGCAGCCCGAACCCCCCGAAUCGCCUCCCUGGUGGGUCUCCCACGCACACGGAUGCCCCCAAAGCCGCCCGCGAGCGAAGCCUCGGCGUGCACACGUGCGCACGCACACGCGCCGAAAAACCGAAAUCGCGCCGCUCGCCGCAGAGCAACCCCCCCCGCUUGCCCUGCUGCCGGCGGGAUCAAAAAGUCAGCGCGAGGCUUGCAAAAAAACGAAAAACCGCCACGGCUCGUGCUUAGCUGGCUCUUCUCGCCGGCGCGGGUGGCGGGCGGCGGCGGCAGCGGUGCCGGGGCCGUGCGAGAGGCGCGGGGGGCCCCGCCGCUGCUUUCUCUUUUGCUUUUGCCGGGCGCGAGGCACGCGGCGCGCCCCGCUCGCGGCCCCGGCACAGCGGCAGGGCCCCGCCACCGCGGAAGGAGCCCUUCGGCCUCCUCCUCCUCCUCCUCCUGCUCCUCGCCGCCGCCAUGCGCUGGUGGCUGCUGCUGGCGCUGGCGGCGCUGAGCCGCGCUGCCGAGGAGCCCGACCUGGCCUGCUUCAGGCCGUGCAGCUCGCGCAGCUUCCUCUGCCGCUGGCCGCCCUGGGGCCCCGCCGGCGACACCACCUACGUCCUCACGCUCUGCUACGCGGCGCCGCGGCUGUGCAAGGAGCACGUGGCGGGCGGGCGGGCGGCCCUCAGCCUGCGGCCGCACUGGCUCUACGUGCUCACCAACGCCACGGCCUGGGUGGAGGCACGCUGGGGCCAGCACCGGCAGCGCAGCCGCAACCUCACGCUCUACCUCGACGAGGCCGUGAAGCUGGACCCCCCCUCCGCCGGCGCCGGCUUCAGCAAGGCGGCGGGGUGGCUGCGGCUGCGGCUGCGGCGGCCGCCGUGCCACCGCGGGAACCGGCCGCUGCAGAGGGAGGCUCGCUACCGUGGGACGGACGACGGCGUGUGGACACAGGUGGCGUGCGGCAGCGAGCGGCGGCGGGACGGCGGGGACGGCGAGGAGGAGGCAGUGAGCUGCAGCCUGGGGGGCAGCGGCGCCGUGGAGCUGCAGCUGCGGCACAAGCCGCAGCACUGGAGCAGCUACUGGAGCGACUGGAGCGAGCCCAUCUUCAUCCCCGAGGAGCUCCUGGAGGCACCGGCGCUGCACCACGAGCUGGGGCACCUCGGCGGCGGCGGGCAGCGGCGGCUGCGGCUGCGCUGGCAGCCGCCCCGCCGGCAGCAGGGCGACGUGCGCUACGCGCUGCGGGUCCGCAUGCUGCCGUGCCGCUGCGCCGAGCCGGCCGGCGAGGAGGAGCUCGCGCUGGGCGCGGAGGCCACGGGCCACGAGCUGACCCUCUGCGCGGCCGCCUACGACGUGACGCUGACGGCCGCCAACGCCGCCGGGCCGGGCCCCCCGCGGCACCUCCGCGUGCCGGCGGAGCAGCGGGCAGAGCUCGGCUUGGCGGGCGUCAGCGCGGCCGGCGGCGCGGUGACGGUGCGGUGGGAAGCGGCGGGCAGCGGGCUCGCCUACUGCUUCGAGAAGCAGCCGCUGGCCGGGGCGCCGCGGCAGGACGCCUGCGUCCGGAGGGAUUUCCCGGCAAAGAGCCUCCACGUGGAGAGAGGGCAGCUGACGGAGCCGGCGUGCUACCGACUGGCCGUGCACGGCUGGGCGCCGGAGCGGCGCUGGGCCACCUUCGCCCUCACCUACCACUACGCCGGCAACGCCUCGCUCGCCGAGUCCGUCCGCAUCAACGCCAGCAGCGACUCGGCCGUGCUGCAGUGGCAGCCCUCGCCCCGCGCCGCCUGCCCCGGCGUCUUGAAGAAGUACAUCAUCUGCUACGGGCCCGAGGGGCACGGCCUGGCGCACGGCGAAGCGGACGCGGCGGCCCGGCGCUACGUCCUGGGCGGCCUGCGGCCCGGCACGGCGUACCGGCUCGGCAUCCGGGAGGUGACGGCGGAGCCCGACGGCGCCUGCGCGGCGCGGUGGCACUUCCAGACCAAGGCGCUGGGGCCGCGGCCGGCGCCGUGGAAGCCCAACCUCCGGUACCUGGGCGUCCUCCUGGGCCUCCCCGUCCUGGCGGCGGUUUUGCAGCUGAGCAGGAGGAGGGCCGCGCGCCUGCUGUGCCCGCCGCUGCCCAAGCCGCGCGGCAGCCAAGCCCUCCGCUUCUCCGCCGCCGAGAUGGGCCAGGGCGAGCGCCGGAAAGGCUUCGUGGAGCCCGCGGAGAAGUUCAGCCGCGCCGAGCUGCUCGUGCCGGAGCCCGGCCCCGAGAAGGAGGGUGCCGAGAGCCGGGUGCCCUCCCCGGGCCCCGCCGUGCCGCCGCCGUCCCCCGGCGCCGAGCCGCCCUUCGAGUACCGGCGGCAGGAGGUGCCGGGCCCGGCGCCGGCCGCCGGGGAAGACGCGGGGCUCCGCCGGCCUCUCCUGCCGCUCGGCACGGACGAGCCCGUCCUCCUCCUGCUCCGGAGCGAGGGCGGCCUCGACGCGCUGCCGGAGCGGCCGGCGCUGCCGUGAGCGGGCGCCCGGCGCGGGAAUGGCCGGUGUCUGGCACGGGAAUGGCAGGUUUCCAGCGUGGGAACGGCGGGAUGCGAGAGCCCAGCGUGGGAACGGCGGGUGUCCGGUGCGGGAACGACGGGAACGGCGGACGCCCAGCGUGGGAACGGCACAUGCCAGCGUGGGAACGGCGGGAAUGGCGGAUGCCAGCGUGGGAACGGCGGAUGCAGGCGCCCAGCACAGGCACCCGCCUGCCUUGGGCUCACUUUUGGGGGAGUUUCCUGGUUUUCAGGACUUGUGCGCUCAAUAAACACGAUUUCCUCCCA